This is a messenger RNA of Fomitiporia mediterranea MF3/22, 543 nucleotides long. RefSeq lists its product as uncharacterized. NCBI's taxonomy places the organism in Eukaryota, Fungi, Basidiomycota, Agaricomycetes, Hymenochaetales, Hymenochaetaceae. The record is from RefSeq and is a predicted model, not a curated record. Bases 1 to 543 code for a protein of 180 amino acids. Gene Ontology annotation, molecular function: chromatin binding. Gene Ontology annotation, cellular component: pericentric heterochromatin. Gene Ontology annotation, biological process: chromatin organization; negative regulation of transcription by RNA polymerase II. The transcript has a single exon.
AUGAAUAUUCAUCCAGUUUUCUACUCAGGAUUGUUAAUACCUUAUAAAGAAAAGGAAUACCCAGGAAGACAAGUGCAUACUAAUCCAGACCCAGAGUUAAUCAACAAGGAAUGGGAAUACACAGUAGAAAACAUUUUAGAUAGUAGGAAAAGGAGGAACAAAUAUCAAUAUUUGAUCAAAUGGUUAGACUAUCCAGACAUAGAUAAUACUUGGGAACCAUUUGGAAAAGGAUUAACUAAUUCAGUAAAGUUAAUCAGGGAAUUUCAUAUAAAUCAUCUAACAGUAGUAAAGCCACCACAUCUGGAAAACUGGUUGACAAAGAGACUAGAGUAUAGUUUACUAAUAAGUAAAAGAAUACUAGUUAAGGAACAAGACACAGGAGACAUAGUCCUACAAGAAGAACAAAUGUGGAAAGACUGGAUGAAAAGGAAAUCAGAGUCUUCAGAAUACUUUAGUAUUCUAGCUUCAGAUUCAAGCACAAAAGAAAUUAGAGAAGGGUUGGAAAAACUUCAGCUGAACAACAAACCUACUAUAGAAAACUAA